AAUAUUUAAGUUAUCUAAAAAGACUGAUUCUUUGUUAGUCCCACUAAAAAUAAUUAAGAGCUAGUUUGGUGUAAUGGUUAACAUGCUGGUUUAGAAAUUAGGAGGCUCAGAGUUCUAGUCCAGCUUUAGGCAUGAAAGCUAGCUGAAUGACUUUGGGCCAAUCUCCCUCACAGAGUUGUUGUGAGAGAAAAAAACGAGGAAGAGCAUCGCGAAUGUUUGUGUUCUUGCGUUACCUGGUAAAGUAAUAAAAGCAGGACAAAAAUCCAGUGCAUUAAAAAUAAAUGAAAUAAAUAAAUAAAUGCUACAGUUGAUAGGUCGAUGGUGGCGACGCUUCCCCCACGGAAUCCCGAGGUAAAUGGUCGCCAGCACGCUUGGGCUCCAGGUCCUUGCUCUGGACGAGGCAGAUCCACCCCCUGGAUUAAGUGAUUGGCUACCUUCCCUCCCUCUUUCUCUCCCUUCGACUUGCUGACAUCUUCCCCAAAGAAGGGGAAUCGGGAAGCGCUAGGACCGAGCAUGCUCUCAGAGACCGCUGGAAUCUCUUCUGUGCAGAGUGGUUGCUGCCGCCGCUGCCGCUGCCAUUUCUCCUCGCGUUCCCCGCUUAGAGAGAGAGAGAGAGAAAAGGAGGGGAGAGGGAGGUUACCGAGGCUGACUGAACUCAAGCGCUGGACUGCCAAGGACUCCCACUGCCCGCCGCUGUUUCUGCUGCUGCUGUUCCUGCUCUGGACAAGUGUGGAAAGCAGAGCGAGGAGGGCGGGGGGGAAGGAAGGAGGAGAAAGGCAGAGGGGAACUCAAGCUUGAAGGAGAGAGGGAAGCCCCGAGAAAGAAGGGAAGAAUCCGCUCUUCUCCUUCUCCAUGGCUGAAGGAAAGAGGCUGAAGCCGAGGAAAGUGUGAGGCGCGCUGGGGAGGGAGACCGAUUCGUAACUUUCCGACGCCUCGAACCCGUUUGAGAAGCUGGGAGGAAGAAAUCUGCCUCCUUCCAUGCUCCGGUCACUUCAGCGCUUCGGGAGAUUCAAUGCGCUGAUUCCGGACUCUUUCUGGCUUUCCUUCUUGAGGUAACUUUUGGGAAGUCUCGCCGCUGCCGCCGUUGGUAGAAACGCCCGGAGGAGAACGGGGAGAGAGAGCCUUGGAAGAAGUCCUGAAGGAGAAGAAAAGAAGGGAGAAAGUUUCGCCUAAAAAAACCCGCCGGAGAUUUCUCUCUCUCUCUCUCUCCUUUCUUCCCCUCCAGCUGCCUCUGUUAGUGGAGGGGGUAGAUAAAGCGCCGAGAAGAUGAUCUGGAAGGGCAACUGCUGCUGCGGAGGUGUCCGAAGCGGAGGAGAUUUUCUCUGCCUGCUCCUUCUCUUGAUGGGUUUCUUAUUGCCCGCCUGCAGGACUCGCUUGUACACCAACCACUGGGCUGUGAGGAUAAGUGGCGGGCUCCAAGAAGCCAACCGGAUAGCGAGCAAGUACGGCUACAUCAAUAUAGGACAGAUUGGGGCACUGAAGGAUUAUUACCAUUUUUACCAUAGUAAAACAUUUAAAAGGUCUGUUGUCACAAGUAGAGGUACUCACAACUUCAUUUCCAUGGAGCCAAAGGUAGAAUGGAUAGAACAACAAAUUGUGAAAAUAAGGAAAAAGAGAGAUUACAAACCGGGUAGCAUCCAGUCCAUGUAUUUUAAUGAUCCUAAAUGGCAAAGUAUGUGGUACAUGCAUUGCAGUGAUAAUACACAUCUUUGUCAGUCAGAUAUGAAUAUUGUUGGUGCCUGGAGGAGAGGCUACACUGGAAAGAAUAUUGUAAUCACCAUUUUGGACGAUGGCAUUGAGAGAAACCAUCCAGACUUGAUGCAGAAUUAUGAUCCAGAUGCCAGUUUUGAUGUCAAUGGUAAUGAUAUUGACCCCAUGCCUCGGUAUGAUGCCAGCAAUGAAAACAAACAUGGAACCCGUUGUGCUGGAGAAGUGGCAGCUACAGCAAAUAACUCACAUUGUAUAGUAGGAAUUGCAUUUAAUGCCAGAAUUGGAGGAGUGCGGAUGUUAGAUGGUGAUGUUACAGACAUGGUAGAAGCAAAAUCAUUGAGCCUCAAUCCACAACAUAUACAUAUCUACAGCGCUAGCUGGGGUCCUGAUGAUGAUGGAAAAACAGUUGAUGGACCAGCUUCUUUAACACGCCAGGCCUUUGAGAAUGGAGUCAGAACGGGCAGAAACAACUUGGGCUCCAUUUAUGUGUGGGCAUCUGGAAAUGGUGGAAGAAGUAAGGAUCAUUGCUCGUGUGAUGGCUACACCAAUAGCAUCUAUACCAUCUCCAUCAGUAGCACAGCUGAAAGUGGAAGGAAACCUUGGUAUCUAGAAGAAUGUGCAUCAACAUUAGCUACAACCUACAGCAGCGGAGAAUCCUAUGACAGGAAAAUAAUCACUACAGACCUCAGACAGCGUUGUACAGACAGUCAUACAGGGACAUCAGCUUCUGCACCUAUGGCUGCAGGAAUCAUUGCACUGGCACUGGAAGCCAAUCGUUUACUAACAUGGAGGGAUAUUCAACAUAUUAUUGUAAGGACGUCAGGAGCUGGACAUCUAAUUGCCAAUGACUGGAAAACCAAUGCAGCUGGUUACAAGGUUAGCCACUUAUACGGAUUUGGAUUGAUGGAUGCUGAAGCCAUGGUGGUAGAAGCAGAAAAGUGGACAACAGUCCCCCCACAGCAUGUCUGCAUUGAGAACACAGAUCGACAAAUCAAAACAAUACGACCAGAUAAUAUUCGUAAUGGACCAGAUAAUGGAGUUCGUUCAAUAUACAAAGCCACAGGAUGUGCAGAUAAUACUAAUCACCAUGUAAUAUAUCUAGAACAUGUGGUGGUACGAAUCACUAUUACACACCCUCGAAGAGGUGAUCUGGCAAUUUAUUUAACUUCUCCUUCUGGAACAAGAUCUCAGCUAUUGGCUAACAGGUUAUUUGACCAUUCUAUGGAAGGUUUUAAAAACUGGGAGUUUAUGACAACUCACUGCUGGGGUGAAAAAGCAGCUGGUGACUGGAUUUUAGAAAUCUAUGAUACUCCAUCUCAACUAAGAAAUGUAAAGACUCCAGGUAAAUUGAAAGAAUGGUCCUUAGUACUUUAUGGGACAUCUAUCCAGCCUUACUCCCCAAGAAAUGAUUUUUUAAAAGGCGAACGAGUACGCAUGAGUGCAAUUGAAGACCCUACAGAAGAUUAUGGAGUAGAUGACUAUUCAGGUCCCUGCAAUGCAGAGUGCAGUAAGGUUGGAUGUGGUGGACCAGGGCCAGACCAUUGCAAUGAUUGCCUACACUAUUACUAUAAAUCUAAAAACAAUACACGAAUCUGUGUUCCCAACUGUCCACCUGGUCACUAUAGUGCGGACAAGAAACGUUGUAAAAAGUGUUCACCCAACUGUGAAACAUGUUUUGGAAGUCAUAGUGAUCAAUGUAAUACCUGUAAACCUGGUUACUUUAUCCAUGAAGAAUCUAGAAACUGUAUUACCUCCUGCCCAGAGGACUUUUACCUGGAUAAUAAUAAGAUUGUUUGCCGUAAAUGCAGUGAAAAUUGUAGGUCAUGCACUGAAUUUCAUACAUGCACAGAAUGCAGACCUGGUCUAAGUUUACAAGGAACAAGAUGUGUUAUACGCUGUGAAGCAGGCAAAUAUUAUAAUGGCAGAGACUGUGAGCCAUGCCAUCAUUCCUGUGCUUCUUGUGAAGGCCCAGGAGCAGAUGCUUGCAUCAAUUGCACAGAAGAGUAUUUCAUGGAGAAUGGGAAAUGUGUGGUAGCUUGUAGGAAUGGCUACUAUUUGGAUCACUCAAUAGAAAAUGGACAUAAAACUUGCAAAAGAUGUGAUGUCAGCUGUUUUGGGUGCAGUGGUCCAGGAGAAAGAAACUGUACAAGUUGUCCAAAUGGCUACAUCUUAGAUACAGGUCUCUGUGUAGUUGGUCUUGUCUGUAAAGAUGCAACGGAAGAGUCUUGGGCAGAAGGCGGCUUCUGUAUGCUAGUGAAAAAGAAUAAUCUUUGCCAGCGGAAAGUACUUCAGCAACUUUGCUGCAGAACAUGUACACUAAAAGGUUGAUUUGGCUCCUCUCCAGGCAUUCUUGUUCCGGUAGACUUAUAGAUUAAUCCAUAUUAUUAAAAAUGGGGAAACCCCCCCUAAAACCACCUUUUUUCUUCCUCUUUCUCUUUCUCCCCUUUGGGGAGGCAGUGAACUGUAUAUUGGAACUUAAAAUAUAAAACUACAACGAGCCUACCUUUCAUUACUGGGUGUUCAGAAAAAAAAACAUCUGGGAUCACAGUGUCAGUAGGGUGUGACCAAAGCAUUUGAUGCCAAAUUAAAGUCAUUUGACUUCCUGUCAAUUUAAGGACAUGCCUGGAUAUAUAUUUUUUUCAAAAAUCUGCUUUUCUUUUUUUUUUCUGCUUGUUUCCCUUGAAGAUGUGUAGAGUGCGCCAACAAUACAGCACAAGUUUACAAUGGAUUAAAACAAAACAAAAAACAUACUCGCAUUAGUCUUUUCUUUUUUGUCCUCAUGUAAUAAGAACGAGAAGAACUCUGAAAAGAAAUAACAUUUUUCUUGUUGGAAGCUCAUGCUCUGUGUGCAUUAUGGUGGUGUCUGCAUUAUUUUUUAGCGUGAUUGUAUGUUGGGUAGCAUUUGCUUGGAUUCAUUUUAUCACGUUGCUAAAUUCUCCAAAAGCUUUUCAGAAUUCUGGCCAGAUCAAACAGUAUGUUUUUUAAAGAUAAAUUUCAAAGUUUUAGGCUUCAUUCUGGUAUGAAUAAACUCUGAAAGAUGCAAGAACCCUCCCUUUUUAAGUGUAGCUUUUAUACUUGAACUGGAAUCCACCAAUAUCCAUAAGGUAGAGUGUGAACUUUUAAAACUUUGAUACCAAUAUAUUUCUUUGGAUAUGGGCCAUGACUUCAGAUCAGUCAAGUUAAACAUAAAAAUUAAAGGAAAUAAUUUUAAAUAAAAUCUAAUUUAACUGAACCAAAUAAUCCAGGGUGUCAAGCUCGCAGCCCAUGGGCCAGAUGGGUCAUACACUGGUCAUGCCCACCCUAACUCCACAAAGGGGAAAAACAUCGUGUCACAUGAUGACAUGAUGCUGCGAAUUUGACACCUGUGAAAUAGUCUAUCAAAUAUCAAAAAGCAGUAAGAAGCAAUCAAAUAUCAGUUCAUAUAAUAUACAUAGAAGACUAUGAGUAGACCAAAUUAAUUUCAAUCUUAACAAAAAUACAUAUCAUACAUUAGUUUUUUAAAAAAAGAACUUUCCAAAAAUCUAUUGAUAUUUCUUUUUGCAUAUUUACUUUUACAUACCUUUAUGUUUAUCAUUUAUUUUCCUUUAGCUAACAUUAGAUCCUUUUAUUAAUACUUUUUGAAACUCGAAUUUUCCUACCAAAUAUUUCAUACAUUUAUUAAAGUGUGAUGCAUACAUGAAUAUGUCAAAUACUCCACUAAAUAAUAUCAUGUUUAGUUUAUGCGAUAAAAUAAGGUAUAUGAACAGAGCUUGUAAGGGUUUUUUUUUUACAUAAAAGUGAACAAAAUUAGCACAUAUACAUGUAUGGAUUUCAAUAUCCCUUCAGCAAGUAAAUAUGCAUUGGCUCAUGCAUAGGUUAUUUUAUAUGUAGUAUGCUCAAUACAUUCAUGAUAUAUUGCUUUCUGAACAAAGUAAAUUCUCUGGAUUUCAGCAAUUGCUAAAAAUGAAUAGAUAUGAAAUCCAGAAGCAAUGGUACUACUAUAAACAUUUGUGUGAUCUAUACCUAUAACUGGAAUUAAUAUACUAAGCCAAAUUUUACUCUUAAUGUGCAUGCAUUAUCAGUAUUCCAUCAAGAGUGAAAUAAUUUGUUAUUAUUGUGCAAUAGUAGAAAACAUAAAGUCCUAAACAUAAAGCUUUCUGCUAUCAUAUAAUAUGUUGAGAAAAUCCCAAAAAUAAGUUUCAAAUUUCAUAGUAUUUUCUAUAUUCUAUUUUAAUACUGAAAAUAGUAUUAAAAUAUAAUUUGUGCAUUUUAAUUAAUUUUCAAAGCAUUCAUGUAGCAGAAAAUAUAAGAUAAUUCUGCCAUUCUUAAUUGUUUUCAUUGUAUAUAGCACAGAUCUAUAUGAAAUAAUGUUUUUAUUUAUCCUGAAAAAAUAGGGCUUCCUAAACAUUACAAAUUAUAUAGAAAUUAAUCUUUUUUCAAUAUAAAUAAAUAUGCAGAAAAAUCAUCUUGCUCACCAUCAAAUUAUUUAGAAAUAAAUUUAUUUUAAGAUUAAAAUGAAUAAUUAUCACCUUGAAAACUCAUUUCAUUUAAAAUCCUCAGUAUUUAUUAUUAUAACUUGAAACAUUUAACAGACCAGCAAAAAGGUAAAGGUGUUUUGAUACUGCCAUUCAUAGUCUCAAGAAUAUUUUCACUAUUUUUUAUGAUUUGCACAAAAUCUAGCUAGCUAUCUUUUUUUAUUUAUAUUCUAGAAAAAAGGUAGAUGUAAGAGAAAUUCUAGUGUUACAAGAUACAUAGUUACAUAGUACACAAUCCUAUGCUGUUUUAGCAAAACUUCAAAUGGAGAAAAAAACUUUUCUUAAAUAUACUAAAGAUCAGCACAAUGUGACAAAGGCAUUUGUCCAAAGUAAAUUCUAGACAAUAUUUUAAAAACAUAUUUCUUUUUACCAUCUCUCUUAUUCUAAAACUUAAACUAAGAUCUUAAAGAGAUGGCUUCAAUAAGGAGAAAAAGGAGGUUCAAAGAAAUUGGCUGGAGUGAAAAACAAUC
Messenger RNA from Thamnophis elegans (Western terrestrial garter snake), 6694 nucleotides. It is a transcript of the gene PCSK5, whose product is annotated as proprotein convertase subtilisin/kexin type 5. Gene Ontology annotation, biological process: peptide hormone processing. Lineage: Eukaryota; Metazoa; Chordata; Lepidosauria; Squamata; Natricidae. The coding region runs from base 1267 to 4038 and encodes 923 amino acids. The transcript has 21 exons. Gene Ontology annotation, cellular component: Golgi membrane; trans-Golgi network. The record is from RefSeq and is a predicted model, not a curated record. Gene Ontology annotation, molecular function: serine-type endopeptidase activity.